Molecule: messenger RNA, 1782 nt
Organism: Spirometra erinaceieuropaei
Lineage: Eukaryota; Metazoa; Platyhelminthes; Cestoda; Diphyllobothriidea; Diphyllobothriidae
Source: the annotation of a GenBank genome assembly
AUGUUGCCUUGUUUCUUUGCCUGCAAUGAGCUAUCUCAACUUCUACACAACCUUCCCAUUGCCCUUUCCGCCUCUGCGCUAUCGACAUCCCUUUUGUGUCGACUGCGGGACACCGUAAAUUCAACUGCGCUAGACGUUCUCGUUUGUGCACGCCGCCAACAUUAUCAUCGACUGCGCAAGCUGCAGGACGCCUGGACUGCUCGAAAAGCUGAGGAGAUCCAAGGCUAUGCGGACUGCAACGAAUGGAAGAACUUCUUCUCCGCGAUCAAAGCUGUCUACGGUCCGCCGACGAAGGGCACUGCUCCUCUCCUCAGUGCCGACGGCAGCACUCUCCUUACUGAGAAGACACAAAUCCUACAGCGAUGGGCCGAGCACUUCCGAGGCGUCCUCAACCAUCCCCCCGCCAUCUCCGACGUCGCCGUCGAGCGCUUGCCGCAAGUGGCGACCAACGUGGACCUCGACCUCCCGCCAUCUCUCCAGGAGACCAUCAGGGCCGUGCAGAUACUCUCCGGCGGGAAAGCACCCGGAUCGGACGCAAUCCCUGUUGAGGUCUACAAGCACGGAUGUCCCCAACUAAUGGAUCACCUGACUGCGCUCUUCCAGGAGAUGUGGCGUCAAGGUGAAGUCCCGCAAGAUUUCAAAGACGUAAAAAUCGUGCCCCUAUACAAGCGAAAAGGGAAUCGCCCAGUCAGCGACAAUCACCGCGGCAUCUCCCUACUGAACAUCGCCGGAAAGAUCUUCGCUCGCAUCCUGCUCAACCGCCUCAAUAACCAUCUGGAGCAGGGCCUUCUGCCGGAAAGCCAAUGCGGCUUCCGUCGUCAUCGUGGGACCACGGAUAUGAUCUUCGCCGCCCGCCAACUUCAGGAGAAGUGCCAGGAGAUGCGGACCCAUCUGUACUCUACUUUCGUGGACCUGACAAAAGCCUUCGACACGGUGAAUCGUGAAGGACUGUGGAAGAUCAUGCAGAAAUUCGGCUGUCCGGAGCGAUUCAUUCAGAUGGUGCGUCAGCAGCACGACGGUAUGAUGGCGCGAGUCACGAACAACGGAGCUGUCUCAGAGGCAUUCGCAGUGACCAACGGAGUGAAGCACGGCUGUGUGCUGGCACCAACCCUCUUCAGUCUUAUGUUCUCUGCCAUGCUGAUGGACGCCUACCGCGACGAACGCCCUGGAAUCCGCAUCGCCUACAGAACGGACGGUCAUCUCCUGAAUCACCGGCGCAUGAACUUCCAAUCGCGUGUAUCCACAGCCACCGUGCACGAACUCCUCUUCGCCGACGACUGCGCCCUGAACACCACCUCGGAAGAGGAGAUGCAACGCAGCAUGGACCUAUUCUCCGCCGCCUGCGAGAACUUAGGUCUGGUCAUCAACACGCAGAAGACGGUGGUGAUGCACCAACCGCCGCCCAACUCAGCCACAGGCCCCAACGCACCGCCGCAAAUCAGCGUGAACGGAAAUCAACUGCAAGUGGUGGAGAACUUCCCGUAUCUGGGCAGUACCCUUUCCCGCAACACCAAGAUUGAUGACGAAGUCGCCAACAGGACUUCGAAAACCAGUCAAGCCUUCGGUCGCCUCCAAAGCACAGUUUGGAAUCUUCACGGUCUCCAACUGCGCACGAAGCUGAAGAUAUACAAGACCGUCAUCCUGCCGACGCUGCCGUACGGAGCGGAGACUUGGACGGUGUACACAAAGCAGGCACGCCGACUGAACCACUUCCACCUCAGUUGUCUCCGUCGCAUCCUGAGGCUGAGCUGGAAGGCCGAAUCCGCUACACCGAUGUGCUGA